GACAACGUUGGAUUCAUUCAAAAACUGUUGCCAUAAAUGGAAGCAGACGAAGAAAGUGAAAAAACUUUGCAUGAUGAUGAUUGAACAUAAAGAAAAGAUUUUUUGGACAUUGUAAAAGAACGAGCCUGCACAUGUGAAAAAGAAAGAUCAGAUGAAGCACGUGCAAGCAAGCAAUUGAGGUUGCAAUGAUUGUCAAAAAAAUGAUGUCAGUGUGCAUGGAGAGUGACUGCAAAGGUUGCAACGGUAUUAUUAAUCCAUUUGAUUGUUUAUGACGGUGUAAAGUAGAUGUUCUUCUUUCAUUAAAUGAUUCAAAAGGUGCAGUAAAGGUUGAUGCAGAAAAGUGCGAUGAAAAAAAGACAAAGUUGUCGAAAAGAAACUACAUAGGCAUUGAAUGUUUGAUUUUGGUAUAAAGGGCAGGAAUGACAAAGAUGUUUAGUGUUGAAGCAAGCAAUUGCAUUUGUCAAAAACCUAUGAAAGGGAAACAUUUUAUUUUGGUGAGUGAAGGUACCUUUGAGGAUCACAUUUUCUUGGGUGUUGUUUUCUAAGUCAUCAUGGGUUAACAGAGGAGGGCUUCCCUCUACUUCAACAUGUUCUGCAAAGAUGGCUCCUUCAAUUUUGGUAAGACUGUUUCAAAAAAUUCAGAGAUUGAUAAAGAUACCAUUAGUUUCUGUGGUCCAAGCACAAAAAAAAUAUUGUGAAGAUUAAAGAGGAUACAAGGCAAUUUCUAGGCAUUGUUUAACGAUUGGUAGGAAGAUGUAUAACGCUGUGUAUGUUGUCUCCUUACUCAGUGAAAAGCAGGCAGAUGAGUUGGAGGUUGCCCUGGAGCUGAGAGGACUUUUGCUGCUGCUGCAAAGAAGAUUCUGGAUUAGCAUGAGGUGGACCGAGGAUUGCUCAGGUUAUUGGCUCAAUGGAGGGGGAGUGCUAGAGCUCGAUGCAUCAGCUGUUAUGCUUGUUGAAGCCACUGUGAGAUGUGUCUAUGCAUCAACAGGGGUGCUGUCCAGCCCCUCGUUCGAGUCAUCAUCAGAUACGUUUGUGACAACGAUGCCACAUCGAUUUAUCACUGAUCUGAAGGCUCCCAAACACGGAUGGAAAACAGCAGCAAUUGCUGAAAACGUUGAAUUUUAA
This is a messenger RNA of Populus nigra (black poplar), 1125 nucleotides long. RefSeq lists its product as uncharacterized. The transcript is spliced from 2 exons. The coding region runs from base 754 to 1125 and encodes 123 amino acids. The record is from RefSeq and is a predicted model, not a curated record. Lineage: Eukaryota; Viridiplantae; Streptophyta; Magnoliopsida; Malpighiales; Salicaceae.